CGCUCAACGCUAAAUGGGUAAAGCCGGCUGCUUGUCUCACUACAGGCUCCGCCUUCUUCAGCUGUCUGUGGAUUUGUUCGCCUUAGGCCGCUUGGCUCUCCCGCGCUUUGCUAGAGUUCGAAGUUUUAUCUUGUCGAUGUGUGGAGCUCGUGUGCCUUUGGGGGCCGGCGAGAGGUAACUUGUACAAUGACAGAACGCUUUUUCAAGAUAGAGGAUGAAACCUUUCCGAGUUUUUUGGGGGAAUCCCUAAACAGCAACAGCGGUGGAGCACUUGAAAACUGUACAUUAAGUUCAAAUCUUGGUUUGCCAGUUGCUGCCUCCACAGUUGCCAAAGCUCGUCCAGGUUUUGACUGGACUACAGAUGCCCAGGAAUCCUACCUAGAGGCAAACAAACUACAAGAUACUUUAUUACAUUUAACACAGUCAAAUGGAGAUGCCCAAAGAAAAUUCAUGCUGAGCUUUAAGGAUGAACUUGAACCCUUUUCUAACAUUAUUGGAAACCAGAAUCAGACUGUCAAACUGUCAGAAAGUGACCGAAAAGAAAAAAGAUCAAGUGACUCUGAAGACCCACAUAAGAAACGUGAUUCAAGCUCCACCUGUACACUUCCACGUACCAAGCAGAUUGGCAAGGCUUCCAAAUUGACAAAUGCAAACCUUAACGCUAUGAAGGAAAAUGAAGAUUUGUUCAAAGAUGAUCUCAGUAAAAGUGUAACAAGUUUCCUAGAAAACGAAAAGUUACUCUCUAUUGCAAGCUUAGAAGGGAGCUCAUCAGAUGAUCUGGAUGAUGAAGAGUUUUAUGAUGACCACUUGGAAGCCUACUUUAAGAAACUCCUUCCCCAUGGAAUGCAGCGUGGUGUUAUUGAGGGGCAGGAAAUUACAGAGCCAAAGCGACUUUCACAUACGGCAUUAAGCAGAAAUGACACCAGGCCUUGUAGGCAAGAUUCAGACAAACUACAGUUUCUUGAAGAUUAUGAGGAAGCUUUCCAGAUGCUUGAUGUUCGCUUAGCUGCUACUGGCAUGGAUUCGGCACCAGCAAGUGAUGAUGAAGAUGUAGAGCAUGAACUGGAAAAAGCUGCACUGCAACAUCUACAAAGAGAACAGUUCCUAGUGAGCGUAUCAAGGCAUUGUGUUGGGGAGCAAAAUAGACCAAGUUUCAGGCCAGGGUUAGAAGGUGGCAGCUCUGAUGAUGACUCUUCAAAUGAACUGCUUCCCAUUCCAAGUAGGGACGAUGAUUUUCCUAGCAGGCAAUCUGCCGACGGUCGUGUUCUCUACUCUCCAAAACUAGCUGCUACUUCAGAUAAACCUGAGUUUGGUGAUGGCAGUAGCGGCAGUGAUGAUGGACAGAAGAAUCUGCAAACCUCUCAGGGACAGGGACCUGUGUUCUGGAAUACAGAUGUAGUAGCAAGAAAUGUUGCUGGAGAAGAAGAUAGAAACAAUGUUCAGCCUUCACAAAUAGAACAAAUGGAAGAUCGUAUAGAUCCAGUUGGCAGGGGUGCAACACUGAAGGACAGAAAGACAACUUCUAAUUCACCUGAGCGAAGCAGUGUCUUAAAAUCAAAUAUAAAUUUGGAGGUUAAGGACAGCAGUGCAGUAUUGUCAAGCUUUGAUGCAGAGCCAAAAUUAGAUUCUCUUUAUUUUAGAAACGACAGUAUGAACAGUGUACAGUUGUCUACUUUACGCAAGGAGGAUGAGCAAGAUAUUGUUAGUCUGUCUCAGAUGUUUUCAUCCAACCAAGUUGCAUAUGUUCAUCCCAUAUCUUCAGAAAUGCAGCGUAUUAGUGGUGAUCCAUCAAAAGCCUCUUACAGUAUAGCGGACACGUACUUGUCUCCAUCAUACAAGAAGGAUUGUCCAGAUUCCUCAACAGCAUUGCCACCAGUGCAAGACCAGCCAUUUUCGUGGAGUUUUGGUCCAACUGGAUAUGAAGCAGAUAGUGGAAAUACUGCACAUAGCGUUGUAUACCGGAACGAGGAAGGAAAGUGGGUGACAGAUCUUGCUUACUAUAAACCCUUUGAUCAUGAACAUGGGGCAAGCUUUUCUGGGCUUGACUCUAGUGGAGUUAAAGAUGAAGAUUUCAUUGUGGGAACCCCUCCCCUCUCAGCUCUCGUCACUCAGUACUCACAGGGCCGGAUUACCCACAACCACCUUGUUUUAGGGGCCCAGUUUCCAGAAACUUUGCGCGCUCCUCCCGCAAGUAAGAGAACCUUGGCACACGUGGAUGCUGAUGCCUUAGCCAUGAUUCAAGAAGAUCAAAACGAAUUUGAAGAAGAACAUAGAUUCAUACAGGAGGAGAAGAUGGAUUUAGAUAACUGUUCUCAUAACAUGGCUGAAACUUCAUGGAAAAUUCCAGUGAGCACUAAUGUAUUACUUAAAACAUCUCCGGAGCCCUUAGAGGAUGCAAGUUAUUUGCGUCUUUCAUUGGGAGAGUUUUUUGGUCAACGGUCGGAGGCGUUGGGUUGCUUAGGUGGUGGUCAAGAUGUAAAAAGGCCUUCCUUUGGUUAUCACAUCAUUUCUCCAGAGAAACAGGAGCCUGUUGCAUUAUUAAGCAAGUGUGAUCUCUCCAGAGACUCUGAGCAUGAGGACACCAUCAAAUUUUAUGACGACACAUUGACCCAAGAAGACCUUGAAUGUUUGCCAGAUGCUCAGAAGCUUGCAUCAGCCACAUUUGAUCUUCAAACCCCUAAAAGUAAGGCAGGUGGAAAUAGACCUGCCAGUGAAAAACUAAUGAAUUCUCAGACAUCUACUGUAGAGGAAUUGGGUUCUAUAAAAGUACAUUGUAAACAAAAACAAGAAGAAACAUCUGAUAGUAUGUUACUUAGCAUAAGCACUAUAGCAACUGCAAUUGCAAAUGCCUCCUGCAGUGCUGACCCUAAACAGUUAGCUGCUAUGAUCAUGGCUCUCUCAAAUAAAAAUAAAAAUACUAAACUAUCUUUGGUGUCUUCUGAGCCCUCUGAAACGUCCACUGAUGGAACAUGUAAUGUCGGUAGUAGUGUUGAUAUGGAACGAUAUUUAAAAGUAACCAAAUUAAAUGGACGCAAAAGUGAACCUGACCACCCCUUGAACACUCUAACUGACUUUUCUUUGGACAUGUCUCAGAAGUGUAAACAAACCCUGCUCGACUCUAUUAAAGAUCAUUCCAAUAUCACAGAUUUAGAGAAACAAGAUCUUAAGAGACCUGACUCAAAUGAGAAUCAAGGAAGUCAAAGCCUUCAGCCUCUGCUUACAAGUGAUAAGGCAAAUAUAUCUACAUCUGGAACUCUCCUUUCAGAAUCAAAGAUUGGACUGAUUAAGACUAGCCCAAUGUCUGCUUCAAAUCAAAAUUCUUUUAGAACUAGUGAAAAAGGGAGAGCGAGCAAUGGCAAUUUAAGCAAAGACAUACAGAAUGAUGGACCUAAUUUUACUCCUAACCUUUCAAAGAAUAAAGCACAAAUGCAGUUUACAAGUACAAUGAAGGAAGGGGGGCAGAUGCCACACAGUACACAAAAACAGGAUGAUCUAAAAUCCCUUCCAAAUGACACAAAAAUAUUCAAGUCACCCAGAAGUUCUGCUUCUUGUUUAUCUAACUCAAAGUAUCACUCUGCUGCCAAGGAGUCUAAAAAGAUCUGUGCAGUUGCUUCACAAAAGCAUGUCAGCUUUCAGCCACCUGAUGAUGAUCUGAAAGGCACAGAUGCAAAAGUUAUUCCAGAUCAUCAUGCCCUUCCUGGAAUGGAAGAAGAGCAGUUCAGUUUCAGACCUUCAACUUCCCCUUUAAUUCACUCUUCUCCUAGCCAGGACUCUUUAAAGAUAUCAGCUGAUCAAGGGUCGAGUCUUUCCCCUUCUGGUGCUGGGACUGUUCAGGCAGUCGAUAAUGAUGCCUUGUCUCCAGAGUCUUCAUGUUUCAGUCCUAGCUUGAGUAGGCUCACUUACAUUUCAGUCGCAGAGAACACUGUACAAAAUAUAACGGCUAGUCCAGAUAACCAGAGCGACAAUACCAUAGAACUGAGCACAACAAUUGUUCGGUCUAGCCCUACUCCUUUAGAAAUGCAGAACAACAUUCAAAAGGAUAAAUUAUCUUGGCAGCAGCAAAAAUGCAAAGCUUUAGGGGAGAGCCCACAAAAGCAAAAGAAUCAAUCUGGAUUCUCCUCCGCUGCCUCCAUCAACUUUAGUGGCAAAACUGAAAGCCUAUUACAACAAGAUAAGAAAUUAGAGCCUACAGGUCAUAUUGUAACGUAUGACAAAAUGAGUGCUAUUAAUUAUGGCUUGCCAAGUAAUCUCUCUAACUAUUUCUCUGCUGCUCCUCUGCAAACAGAUUCUCUCAAUGUGCUGCCUGGAAGCGCUCUUGGUAACUAUUCAGCUGUGCAAAACCUCUCUAAUAAACAAUUUGCUCCUGUAUCUGGUUUCAAGCCAGUGGCUCCGUCCAUUGAAGUGCCAAAUUUGCCAGCUGCAGUGCCAGGACUUCACAACGGGCAGCUGCUUUCCACUUCCGAGUUUGCUCCACAGUAUCUUGAAAGUGUGACAGCUGUAGGAAAUGCAGCUAUGCCGCAGUACAGAGUUGGAACCUCAGCAGUGUAUGGUCAUCAUGUAGGAUAUCCUAGCUCUGCAGUGCAAGCUUUACAGUUGCAGAGUGCAGUUUCAGGAAUUCCACUGAAUACAAAUACUGCUGGGUUACUGGCUACCCUUCCAAUGUCCAAUAAUCACACAUCAAUCGGUCAGAAUGUGGUAGUUCCAACGAAUGUGUAUCCUCUGUCAUCUGUUGGUACAAAUGAUAUUCCUCAGUGGAGUGCUAGAAUGUCAUCGGAUUUUGGACAAGUACUUGUGCCUUCAGAGUUAACAUUCCCCAGUGCUUGUUGUAUAGGAAUUGCAUCUCAAGCAUCCUUAAAUAUUUUCAAUCCGAAUGAAAGAUGGCUUCAAGUUAAUAUUGGUAUUCUCAGUGUUGCUGUUAAUGGUGAAAAAGUUGACAUUGCAGCCUAUCAAUACCUAGUAUUCAAGAAUAAAAUAAUUAUUGGUCCGAGAGCAGCUGAAGACCUAAAAAUUCUCUUCUUGCCUCAACGGGAGGGACUUUUUCAGUGUGUGUUGAGUGUGUCUUCUUGGCCAGUGUCUGCUGAUGCAGAGACAAUAAGAAGAUCUGAAGCUGUAGCUGCCAAAGUUUUCCUAACUGCAGUUUCUGAAAAUCCUUCCAUUGAGGUUGAUACAGGGAAAACUGGAUGUUUAGAUUUUGGAGAUGUAGCAUCUGGAAGCUGGAAGACUCUCCCCUUGAAGAUCAUAAACAGGAUACACGCCACAUUGCCGAUUAGACUUAUCAUUAGUGCUAAUGCCACUGCCUGGCGCUGCUUCAUGUUUUCAAAAGAUCCUGCAAAUUUUACAGAUGAGUAUUCACAUGUGGAUCUAAUGGCUAAGAUGUCUUCUCCUUCUGUCAUCAGUCAUGUGAUGCAUGCAAGCUAUGAUGGCCAGGAACCAGAAACCCUUAUUAUCUGGGUGGUUUUUCAUUCACCACAAACUUUAUCUUCUGCAGGUCCUCUAGGUCCAGCAGAGGAAUUUAUAGCAAGGGUUGACGUGGAAGUUGACAGCCCAGGGCCUGCAUUCAUAUUAAAAAGUGUUCCACUGCGUGCACGAGUUGGGUGUGCCAGGAUCCAUGCUCCCAAGGACUUGCAGACUGUUCAGUUGAUAAGUAGUGUGGGCUCGUUUGCAAAACAACUGCUACCCUUAAAGAAUGCAGGCAAUAUUGCAGUUCACUUAAAAGUAAAGUCCUCUAAUUCUAACAGCAAUUUUUCCGUGGACCCUGAGGAAUUGUUUCUUAUGCCAGGGGAAGAACAAGUAGUAGCCAUACAUUUCACUCCCCGAAGCACUGACCCUGAAAAAAGUAUUCUGAAAAUAACUGUGCAGCCAUCGGGCCCACAGUAUGAAGUCACAGUGAUAGGGGAAACUGAGAAAGUAAUCUCCAGGAAUCCACUUCCCGUAAUUUCUGCUGAUGUGCCACCAAUUCUCUCCAAUAAGCAGUUUGUUUCUUGGGGUGGAGUGUCUCUAGGAAGAGCAGUACAGCAGAAGUUAAUUCUAAGGAACACCUCCACUUCCUCAAAUCAGUAUUUGCGCCUCUUAAUCAGGGGACAAGAUCAAGACUGCUUUCAGUUGCAGAGCACAUUUGGUACAGAGGAACGUUUAACAAAUAAUCGAGAACUCAUUAUCCGCCCAAAAGAAGACUCCACUAUUUAUCUGAUGUUCUCACCUACACGUGUUGGAUGCAUGUUGGCAAAACUUGAAAUCAAGCAGUCUGGAAUGAAAUCUUCACAACCAGGCAUUAAAUUCACUAUACCACUUUCUGGCUAUGGUGGAACCAGCAAUCUUGUUCUAGAAGAUUUAAAAAAGCUAUCAGACAGCUACAUGGUGAAAGUUGGUGGUAUUUCAUCUGGUCAAGUGAGCAAAGUCAGUUUCUGCGUUAAAAAUACUGGUACCCGAGCAGCUUAUGUGAAAGUAGUAUGCUUUGCAGACUUUCAUACGAGUGUUACAAUGGAUCCAAAUGUGAUGAAUGUAUAUCCUGAAAAGUUUGUACUGAAGGAGAGAUCACAGGAGACAAUUACUGUAUCGUGCAGAGCAACUAAGCGAGAGGAAAGUUUGUGCCAAACUAGCACUGCCCUGAUAUCUACAGUGUGCUUAUUCUGUGGUGAUGAAGUAGCCAGGCAGCAGUUUCGAAGGGCAUUGUUACAUAAGCCAGAAAUUGCUCAAAAAGUUAUAUCUGAAAAUACAUUACUUAAAAAUACAAGGUUUGAUGAAGAAUUUCCUGGUGAACAACAGAUUUCUGAAGUGUAUGAUUUACCCCAGAGACCAAAUGAUAUUCAGCUUUUCUAUGCAAAUAUGCACAAAAUGAUUGUUUCUGUUGUUGGAAAUGUGGAGGCAAGUAUCGGUGGAGACUAUCAGACAACAUCUAACCGAAUUAUGGACAGUGCUAUAUUAAAUACCGAAAGAAACAUGGGAAACACAUCUUUGGAUGUACUGCCUGUGAAAGGCCCACAGGGACCUAAUUUCGCUAAGGAGCCUCCCCAAGACUCUGUCAGUACUGAAGAUACCUGGAGUGUUCAACCAGAGUGUCUUUUUCUUACUGCGCCUUCUGUUGGUGGUGUGUCAGGUACUGGUCAUAUCAAAUUUCAAAACUGCUCUGCAAGGUUGCUGCGUUUUGACUUGUCUUGGCCAGCCCAUUGUCUUACUAUUACACCUCAACAUGGGACCGUUGAACCAAAGAGUUAUGUACUUAUUCUUGUUAGCCCCAACCCAUCCCUGAACUUGAAACAAACAUUGCUUCCGUGGAAUGGUCAGAUUUAUGUGCAUUGUGACAGUGUACAAAAGUGCAUUAAAGUGCAGAUAAAUGAAGAUUCUGCCCUGUCAACAUCCACCAGCACAACCAAGCCACGUGGACUGCUCUCCCCUCACCCGGAUACACCUGUUCAUAUUGCAAAGCCAUUCACAAAAUCUCCUUCAACCAAAGUCGAAAUAAAGAAUCGCACUCUAAUGUUCCCCAAAACUGCUGCUGGAGAAAGUUCAGAGACAUUUUUGGAGAUUGAGAAUCCAGGGGAUGAAGACCUAAAAUGGCUGUUAACCUCCUUUGCACCACCUUAUGUAAAGGGAGUAAAUCCUAGUGGAGAAGUGUAUCGAGCGACGUAUACAGCGUUCAGAUGUUCUAGAGUAUCCGGUGUGCUUGCAGCUCAUGAAAAUCUAAAGGUGGCCAUUCAUUUUUUCCCUCGAGAUAAAGGUGAUUAUGCACAAUUUUGGGACCUCGAGUGUUAUCCAGUGUCUCUGCCACAUUUGAAGCACAAAGUGAGAUUUCAACUCUGUGGAGAGUGUCCUAAGGAAGAUAUACUUUCCGAUAAACCUUCUGCAGCUUCACUAAUAAAAACAGAAGCUUCAGUUAAACCCAGAAGAAGAUCUGGCUCAGAGGCAUCUUCUCUCAAAGCAUUGCAUGAUGCAGCUAACCGGGGUGUAUAUGCAUCAGAAGAACUCUAUACGUUUCCUAAUACAUUUGUUGGUGAAUCCAGCACAUUGAAAGUCAACUUACAAAAUAACUCUUUUAAUACAUUUAUGCUGAAAUUUGUUAGUCCGAAGGAUCCAUUUCACUUGAAGCAUUCUAAAUAUUCUUUAAGAGCCCAUCACUAUAUCAACCUUCCAGUCAAAUUCAAACCCACCUCAGCCGGCAGAUACGAGGGAAUUCUGGACGUACAGACAGACGCCGGAAAUAUCUCUAUUCGACUUGUUGGUGAAGCCUUAGCCAAGUAAAACAAAACUGCUAUGAUGUGGUUUAAAAUAUGGUUAAGUGUAUGAACACUAUUGUACAGAAUACGUUGAAGUUUACAAAUUACCUAAUGCACUUUCUGUAACUACUAAAUCCUUCGUAUAUUUGCCAAAUACAAAUAUGUUCAAAAGUUUGUUUUGUUUUUUUUUAAUUUAUGCUGGAAGAGAAAAUAUUUUGUGCAUCACGUUUGCUGUGUGACAGCUCUUGUGAUAUCUCUAUGGUGACUGCUUUCCUGUCCAUUUUAUAUUGUUCUUAGAUAUUUAAGGUAGAGCACAUGUUCUCACAUUGUGCAUAUUCCCCUGCAGUAUCACAGUGGCCUGUCUCUGUUUCUAUAUUUCUGCCAAAUAUAGUGGCCUGUUUGUUUUGUCAUUGUACAUAUUUGUCCUAUACCGAACGCUGAAGACCUUUCUCCUUGCAGACUCUGAUUGAAAUGUGGGAAGUGAUAUUUCUACACUUUCUAUAUGUUAUAUGUAAUUUAUAUUCUCUGUAAACAAAUGUAGAUUUGCAGGCAACUUUUGCUGUGUAAAAAAAAAUCCUUUUUUAUGAAAAUAAAAUAUUUGUUUUUCAUGUA
This is a messenger RNA of Xenopus laevis (African clawed frog), 8825 nucleotides long. RefSeq names its product centrosomal protein 192kDa L homeolog (gene cep192.L). The transcript has 49 exons. Gene Ontology annotation, cellular component: cytoplasm; pericentriolar material; centriole. Gene Ontology annotation, biological process: protein localization to centrosome; centrosome cycle; centrosome duplication. The record is from RefSeq and is a predicted model, not a curated record. Bases 187 to 8238 code for a protein of 2683 amino acids. NCBI's taxonomy places the organism in Eukaryota, Metazoa, Chordata, Amphibia, Anura, Pipidae. Gene Ontology annotation, molecular function: protein kinase binding.